Molecule: messenger RNA, 429 nt
Organism: Mycosarcoma maydis (corn smut)
Lineage: Eukaryota; Fungi; Basidiomycota; Ustilaginomycetes; Ustilaginales
Exons: 2
Coding region: 1-429 (142 amino acids)
Source: RefSeq, a predicted model, not a curated record
AUGUGCAUCUUCGAAGGACUCUCCACUUCGCAAUCCACUGCUAAGCCAGUGGUGACCGAGUACGAGAUUUGCAUCUGCAAGCAAGCGGAAUACAUCAACAUUGAUUCUUCGAGCACAAAGGCGUCUAGCGAGUCGCUUGGCAGCCCUCCCGCCUAUGAGCCAAGACCCCACUCGACUGUCACCGUUACAGCACCUCGUACUAAGGCCAACUUUUUAGGCCGCAUCUUUGCUCGCAUUCCCAAAAAGCCUGCUUGUGCUGCCAACGAGCUGCCCAGCUACCGCGAAACCGAGCUCGUCGAAGCGUGGUCCAAGGUGGGCAUCGACAUCAACGACCGCAAGCAGGGACCUCGACCCAAGUGUACACCUGAAGAACUUCUGCAGGCUAUGGACGGGCUUUUUGGCUCUCGAACCGUUUCUUCCGCUAUGUAG